CUGCGCAGAUAUGGCACGUCACACUUUCGCGAAACAGAGUAAUGUCUCCAACUCGUUAGCUGGGUACGAAUAAAAUAAUUUACGCUCAUAAUGUCGGUCUUUCACGACGAAGUUGAGAUCGAGGACUUUGAAUAUGACGAGGAUGAAGAGACAUACUAUUUUCCCUGCCCAUGUGGCGACAGAUUUGCCAUAACCAAAGAGGAUUUGGAAAAUGGUGAAGAGGUGGCGACGUGUCCGAGCUGCUCGCUCAUUGUUAAAGUAAUCUACGACAAGGAGGAAUUUAUGUCUGGGGAGGUAAUCGAAGCACCAACUACAGAGAGCAGAUUGCAAUUGACUCCGUCCUCCUGACAGCGAUGACACAUCCCCUUCAUUUUGUCAUCUCCCAUCAGUAAAAGUGGACCCUGCUGCAUUUGUAUGUGCUUCCACACAACACAAAGACACAUUAUGAACGAUAUGCUUCACUGGUGAGGUCUGGUUUUGCAGAGUCACGUAAAAGGACCCUAACCACUACUAUUUGCACAAUGUAUUUAAAUAAAUCCUUUAUUCUUUUAAGUCUUUCACUCCCUUUUUUAUAAACAUGUUUAUGCAUUUUUGUGGAUGCCUCAAGAUUAAACCAGGAUGAAGUGAA
Molecule: messenger RNA, 628 nt
Organism: Oncorhynchus masou masou (cherry salmon)
Lineage: Eukaryota; Metazoa; Chordata; Actinopteri; Salmoniformes; Salmonidae
Product: diphthamide biosynthesis protein 3-like
Exons: 3
Coding region: 91-348 (85 amino acids)
Source: RefSeq, a predicted model, not a curated record